AGAACCUUCCUUGUGAACUUCAGAGGAACUUCCAACUGAUGCGAGAGCUGGACCAGAGGACAGAAGAUAAGAAGGCAGAGAUCGAUCUCCUGGCGGCAGAGUACAUCUCCACGGUGAAGACGCUUUCUCCAGAGCAGCGUGUGGAGCGCCUGCAGAGGAUCCAGAGCGCCUACAGCAAGUGCAAGGAGUACAGCGAUGACAAGGUUCAGCUGGCUAUGCAGACCUAUGAGAUGGUGGACAAACACAUUCGAAGGCUCGACGCAGACCUGGCACGCUUCGAAGCGGAUCUGAAGGACAAGAUGGAAGGCAGUGACUUUGAAAGCUCUGGAGGACGAGGCUUAAAAAAAGGUCGAAGUCAGAAAGAAAAGAGAGGCUCUCGGGGUCGAGGCAGGAGGACGUCAGAAGAAGACACUCCAAAGAAAAAGAAGCAUAAAGCAGGGUCCGAGUUCGCUGAUGCCAUCCUGUCUGUGCAUCCCUCCGACGUGCUGGACAUGCCCGUGGAUCCAAACGAGCCCACGUACUGCCUGUGCCACCAGGUGUCCUAUGGGGAGAUGAUCGGCUGUGACAAUCCAGAUUGUCCAAUCGAGUGGUUUCACUUUGCCUGCGUGGACCUUACGACGAAACCCAAAGGAAAAUGGUCAGUAUGGGGGUGCUGGCUGCAUCUCCUCCCGGCCAUUGGGCGUCACGCUGCUGGCCUCUCCUGAGA
Molecule: messenger RNA, 706 nt
Organism: Galeopterus variegatus (Sunda flying lemur)
Lineage: Eukaryota; Metazoa; Chordata; Mammalia; Dermoptera; Cynocephalidae
Gene: ING5
Product: inhibitor of growth family, member 5
Exons: 6
Coding region: 39-704 (221 amino acids)
Biological process (GO): positive regulation of DNA-templated transcription; positive regulation of apoptotic signaling pathway
Cellular component (GO): nucleus
Molecular function (GO): chromatin binding
Source: RefSeq, a predicted model, not a curated record